Molecule: messenger RNA, 2941 nt
Organism: Microcebus murinus (gray mouse lemur)
Lineage: Eukaryota; Metazoa; Chordata; Mammalia; Primates; Cheirogaleidae
Source: RefSeq, a predicted model, not a curated record
UCUUAUUGGGGUUUGGGCGCAAUAAGGAAGUUGUCAAGUGAAACUGUUUUUUUCCAGGGUAGAUGAGCUAAGUGUCCUAUCAGUGGGAGAGGCGAAGCGUAGCCCGUGGAGGCAAGAGGGCCGGCCCUUGGCUGUCCGGAUUGGCUGUCCAUGAGCUCAGCUCCCGGGAGAUACGCUAUAUAUGACCAUAUAUAUAUAUGACCAAAACAUCUUCUGACACACUCUGAAAAUCGCCAGCAGCAAAUAGCAGCGUCUUCUCCCUGGGAGAGCUGGACCUGACCCUCAUCAGACACAACCUCCAGCCAACAGGGAGCAGUGCCUAACCCAGAGCCUCUGCUCUGGGGAUCCCAGCCCAGGGUGGCCCAGGACAGGAGCGACCUCCGAGGGCUGAGCCCCAUGGAGAGCCCGCGGCGCCCCAGGAAGCCGGGGGCAGACAGGAGAACCAAGUCUCUGGACAGGCUGCACGCCCCCAGCAAAGACUCGGAGGCACGGGACCGCGGGGGCCGCUCCCCGCCUGCCGCCUCCUCCAGGACGGCGCUUCGCCGGGCGGCCAGCGACGGGGCCCGGCGUCCGGAGAGCCCGGCCGGCUCUGCGGAGCCUCAGGGCAGCGCGGCCGCAGCCCCCGCUCUGGAGGAGGCCAGGGAGUCUCUCUCCCGCGAGCAGAGGCCGCCACAGGACACCAGGAAGGACAAGGGCCAGCGCCGGGCCCAGCAGGGGUGGCUGAAGGCAGUGCUGAACUUCUUCCUGGGGACCGGCCCUGAGGAGCCCAGGGAACGGGCCAGCAGGAGGCCGAAGGGGAGGGAGGGCCUCCCCCAGCCCACGGAGCCCCCGCAGGCGCCCGGGGAGCCAGCCCUCAGGAGGAGAGCCCACGACAGGAAGGCCGGCCGCAGGAAGCAUGGUCGGAAGAGACACGCAGCCGAGGACACCAAGGGGGCUGACGCCGAGGCAGCUGCCGCCCCGCCCUCCAGGGAGGCCGACCUGGGCCCAGCCCGCGGGGGCGGGGAGGGCUCUGGGCCCCACCAGUCCUUGCUCGCUGAGGAGGGUAGUGCUGCCGCCUCGGACGUUUCUCCCCAGGCCGCCGGUCAGCAGCGAGAAGACGAGGUCAAAAAGCCUGACCAGGAUGCUAUCAUCAAGAGGAUAGUGGAAUUGCUCAAAAGAGCGGGAGACCAGUGGGAAGAAGAGCAACUUCAAGAGAUGGCCCUGCAAAACCCAGCGCCAGUCUCUAGGAAGAAAUCCCACGAGAAAAAGUCCAGCUGCAAGAGAGCCUUUUCUCUUAAGAAACACAGCUCUGAAGAGCCCAAGAGGCUGGGCACUGCAGAUGUUUCCGGCCCCGAGGCCCGGCCGCCCAAGAGGCCCAGCUUUCUGCCCCUGGCCCUGUGCGUCGGUGGCCAUCGGCCUUCCAUCUCCAGCAGCCUUGGCUUGGAGGAACCUGAAGCCGAAGGGGCCCUGCCUCCGGACAGCGGGGGUCCCAGUCCCGUCGAGCUUUCCACCCACCCGGGAAGCCCGGGACCCGACGGGGAGCCGCAGCUGGACAGAGCCUCGGAAUACAGAGAAUUCAUCCAGAAGAUCAUUGCCCUGCUCCAGGAUGCAGAGGAGCAGCCGGGAGAGAAGCAGCCUCAAGUCCAGGAGGUGGAAGCGGCUGUAGAAAACCCGGCCCCACCCUGCCGGCGGAAAUCUCAGGAGAAAAAGUCCAGCCUCAAGAGAGGCUUUUCCCAUAAAAAACACAGCUCCAGGAAGCCCAAGGGAGCAGGGGCUGCCAGCCCGGAGGCCCAGCGACACAAGAGGCCCAGCUACCUGCCCCUGUGUGUCGGCGGCCAUCGGGCCUCCGUCUCCAGCAGCCUCGAUCCAGAAGGUCUCGAGCUGCGGGAGCCCUCACCUGCCGACGGGGGGCCGGCUGGGACCUCAGAAGCACCUUCCCAGGCCAGAAGCCACAAGCCAGAAGGGGGACCUGAGCCGGACGCUGCAUGCGAAUCCAAGGAGCUCGUCGUCCGGCAGCUGGUGGUGCUUCUCCAGGAGGUGGACGGCCAGCUGGGCCGGCAGAUCAGACGACACCCCAGCUUUAAGAGAUUUUUUUACGAGUUCUCAGACUCCUCCCUCAGCAAGCUGGUAGCCACCCUGCGCAGCCAGGUGGCCCACUCCUCUGAGCUGCACAGGAACCUCGCCAAGAGACCCUACCAGUUUGGUUUCGGCUUGACUAACAAGUUUUGCCACAAGAGCCACGCCUUGUCUAUCCUCAUGGGCUUCAGAGGCCACGACAGUUGCACCCAGUUCCCAGACAAGGAGUCCCAGCCGAACGUCCCAAGUCCUGGAACUCAAAGUCCAGAUUGAAAGCUGUGCCUCGUGCUAGAUUUCCCUUGAACUGGCCGCACAAUUGGCAGCUUUAGCCAGGAGACCCUGAAGAUGCUCCCUGAUGCCCCAAUCCCAUGCUUCACAAAGAUGGCUGGAGACAAGAGCAGACAGCUACUCUGUCCACACGCCGUCGUCUGAGAAGGCACACAGCACUUUUCCACGGGGCGAGAUGCGGAGGCCGUGGGAGGGGAACUCUUGCAGCAGACUGGAAGUCCCCCUGCCUCAAACCUCCUGCAAAGACCUUGACCACGUCCCCUCUCCUCUCUAGACCCUGGAUUCUAGACUGUCAUUCAGAAGGCUUACUGACAUUUUCCCAGAUAUUUUAACUAAGUCCAGUUUUUAAGAUAAUUUUUAAUUUAAUCUCUAACCAGAACAUCCACACACAAACAGAUGUGCACCUAUGGGCAACACAUCAUUUAUUCAAUUGGCCAACAGUGCUUAAUGCUCACAUGGAUUUAUAGAUGCCUCCCAGGAACUCUGCAGGCCCCAGAUGGGAAAGGCCACGGGGACUCCUGGUCUCUCAGAAUCCUUCUAACUCUGUAUCCUGUACGUCUAUGACCAGAGAAAUGAAACUGAUACCUUUUACCUCUUA